AUGCUUGGAAGGCUUUUGUUUCCAAAGAUUCUUGCCUUUGAGAUUAAUACUACAAAGACGUUAGUACGAAACGUAUCUUAUUUAGGACGCUUGAAACCAAAUGAUGGUUCGACCAAAAAUUAUAAACGUUUAGGACGUGGACCUUCUUCAGGAAAGGGUAAGACUGCUGGACGUGGGCAAAAGGGUCAAAAGGCAAGAGGGAAAGUGCCCAUUUGGAUGGAAGGUGGACAGACACCCUACUUCAAGCAACUUCCCAUGGUUGGAUUCAGUAAUAAACACAAUGCAAUGGAUUUCCAUGAAGUGAACUUGAGCAGAAUUCAGGAUUUAUGGGACACGGGGAGAAUACCUUUGCAAGCUGGAGAGACUUUGACAAUACGAGUUAUGAGAGAAUGUGGGCUCAUAACGGGCUCGUUAAAGGACGGAGUAAAACUUUUGGGGCUGUCCUUGGGUAAAUAUACUGUCCCCUUGAACAUAGAGGCUUCAAAGGCAACUACUGAGGCCGUUAAAAAGAUUGAAGAUGAUGCAAAAAUGUCUUUUACAGCAAGGUACUUUACAAAAUUGGGAUUGAGAGCUCAUGUGAAUCCCGCCAAAUUUUUAUUGAAAAAAGGAUAUGUGCCUCAACAAGCAAGGCCAACCAGUAAGAAAAACAUUGCUUAUUAUAGCGAUUCUGAAAAAAGGGGAUAUUUAAUCAAGGACAAAUCGAUACUACUUGAACCAUUGGAAAAAGCUAGGGAAGAAACAAAAACGGCCAAACCGAAAAAGAAAACAUCUAAAUUCAAGUCCUUAUAUGAACAAUUAAGCGAGGCAUCUUCAAUCGGCUACAAACCAACAAAUAGAACUGUAAAUAUUCAAGAAUUAGCUUAA
Lodderomyces oxycetoniae is the source of this 864-nucleotide messenger RNA. RefSeq names its product mitochondrial 54S ribosomal protein uL15m (gene MRPL10). The record is from RefSeq and is a predicted model, not a curated record. Lineage: Eukaryota; Fungi; Ascomycota; Pichiomycetes; Serinales; Debaryomycetaceae. Gene Ontology annotation, molecular function: structural constituent of ribosome. The transcript has a single exon. The coding region runs from base 1 to 864 and encodes 287 amino acids. Gene Ontology annotation, cellular component: mitochondrial large ribosomal subunit. Gene Ontology annotation, biological process: translation.